Pseudoliparis swirei is the source of this 3996-nucleotide messenger RNA. Its product is annotated as immunoglobulin-like and fibronectin type III domain-containing protein 1. Bases 1 to 3996 code for a protein of 1331 amino acids. Lineage: Eukaryota; Metazoa; Chordata; Actinopteri; Perciformes; Liparidae. Gene Ontology annotation, molecular function: protein binding. The transcript has 18 exons. The record is from RefSeq and is a predicted model, not a curated record.
AUGAAAGACUACGAGCGCAUCUGUACCGAGUUCGGGGUUGCGGACUUGCAUUCGAUCCUCAAGAGGCUGGAUGAGAAGAAGAAGGAGAGGGCGCAAAAUAAGUGUAAGGAUGGUGUGAUGUCAUAUGAUGAAGAUGGAACGGAGGAUCACGGCGUCGCGAGGACGACAAAUUCUAAUAUUAAGGGCCGGAUGCAAAGAUACACGGGGCUCGAUCGGGUGGAUGAAGAGGUUAACCUCCUCUUCACAGGGCUGAGUCUGACGGAAGAAGAGGCCACCCUUCUCUCAUCUGAAUUUAAAAUUUCCAGUGUGGAAUUUGUGAUCAAAAUUCAGGAGCUCAAAGCCGAAGAAAGAGAGGAUGCCCUCUUCGCGUGCGUCCUGACUCACCCACUACCCGCGAUCACGUGGAUGGGCAAGGGCAGCGCCUUGGCAGAUGGAGAGAAAUACAGCAUAACCGUGUCUGAACACAAACUGAUCCACCGACUGCUGGUCAAAGACUGCAACCUGCUGGACAACGGCAUCUAUACGGCUGUAGCUGGCGAUACGUCCUGCAGCGCUUGGCUGGUUGUUCAAGCUGAGAGUGACCCCGCAUCUGCCGGCCUGAAGAGAAGUCGUAAAAGUACCUUGGCGAGUGGAGCGACGAUCGACCUUGAGAAGGCGGCCAAAGAGCAACAAAUUAAAAACCGAGAGGCGAUGGAGAAGAUUUUAGCAGCAGUGAAGGCAAAACACAGAGACGGACAUGUGGAAGAAGGGAAGUCAUCAACCACAAAGACAAAACACAGAGACGGACACGUGGAAGAAGGGAAGUCGUCAACCACGAAGACAAAACACAGAGACGGACACGUGGAUGAAGGGAAGUCAUCAACCACGAAGACAAAACAAAGAGACGGACACGUGGAAGAAGGGAAGUCAUCAACCACGAAGACAAAACAAAGAGACGGACAUGUGGAAGAAGGGAAGUCAUCAACCACGAAGACAAAACACAGAGACGGACAUGUGGAAGAAGGGAAGUCAUCAACCACGAAGACAAAACACAGAGACGGACACGUGGAAGAAGGGAAGUCAUCAACCACAAACGCAAAACAAAGAGACGGACAGGUGGAAGAAGGGAAGUCAUCAACCACAAGUGGAAGAGAUGGACAGGUGAAAGAAGGGAAGUCAUCAACCACAAGUGGAAGAGAUGGACAGGUGAAAGAAGGGAAGUCAUCAACCACAAGUGGAAGAGAUGGACAGGUGGAAGAAGGGAAGUCAUCAACCACAAGUGGAAGAGAUGGACAGGUGAAAGAAGGGAAGUCAUCAACCACAAGUGGAAGAGAUGGACAGGUGAAAGAAGGGAAGUCAUCAACCACAAGUGGAAGAGAUGGUGAAAGAAAGGCGGCUACUGGACCAGGUAGAAACAACGGAGCAGAAACAAAUGCCCUGUCUGAGCAAACGGGGGGCGAAGAGAAAGCCAAGAACAAGAAUGCAAGAAGAAAAGGCACAGGAACUAAACUAGACGAUUCAGGGUGUGUAACACAAGCAGGAGCGCAACUUCUAGGCGUCCCUAAGAAAAAGAAACGCAUCCGAUCUGGUCAAAUGGAUUUUGACAAGGUAACAGAGUCCAGCUGCAGAGCUGAUGUAGAGUUCAACCAGAAUCAAACCUUAGCCGCAAGAAAAAGGGACGUUGAUUCUGAUGGAAAUAAAGACUCCACUGCGACUGUCAGACGCCCGAGGCACAAAAAGAAGGCUCAACAGAAACUACUUAUUUCUGGGCAAGACCCAAAUGAAGCAGCAAGUGACGAAGAAGCAAGUGAAAGUGAUGAGAGUGAGGACUCGACUGGCCGGCACAAGCAUCCGAGCUGUUCAAAGAAAAGCAAGAAGCUACAGAAAGCUGUUACUGGUGAAAGUACAUGUGGUGAAGACUACAGUGAGUAUGACGAGACUGAAGAGGCGGCUGGCAGAGCCUCACAUUCAAGGCGGAAAAGACAAGGACCACUGAUCGAAGAUGUGCUGAUUGAUCCAGGAGUUCAUUUCAUCUGUGGUUUGUCUGAUGUCAGUGCCAUCAUCAAUGAGACAGCCGAGUUCACAUGUAAGCUCAGCAGUGAAGACUGUGAGGGAGCCUGGUUCAGAGACGGGAAAAAGAUAUCCCCAGAUGACAAUUUCAGUGUGACUAAAGACGGAGCGAUCCAUAAAUUAGUCAUAAUCAAGUGCGAGGAAGAGCACUCCGGGAAAUACCGCUUUGAGGCCGAUGGUCGUAAAACAGAGGCAACGAUCAACGUGAAAGAUCCCCCCAGGUUUGACCACGAAGACCUCCGUGCUUUCACCGAGCCUGUGACGGUGAAAGUGGGGCACAACGUCAUCUUCAAACUGCAUUUUGUUGGCAGCGAACCCAUAAAGAUAAAGUGGUUCAGAGAGGAGGAAGAGCUCCUCGACGACAACAACACAACGAUAGAGACGUUUGCGAGUCACAGCCGCUUGCUCCUGAGCAGGUGCCAGAGAAAGGACACGGGAGAGAUCAAGAUAAAGCUCAAGAACGAACACGGCGUCAUUGAGGCCAUCUCACAGUUAAUUGUGCUUGACAAACCCACGUCCCCCCUGGGUCCUGCAGAGGUAGCAGAGAGCUCAGCUAUGUGUAUUGAAUUUAGGUGGAGGCCGCCGAAGGACGAUGGCGGCUCACCGGUGAUCAACUACAUGAUUGAGCGACAACGGGUGGGACGAAACACUUGGAAGAAAAUAGGGGAAAUCCCAGGUGUGCCCAGCUACCGCGAUACAGACGUGGACCAUGGCCGGAAAUAUUGUUACCGUAUCCGGGCGGUUACCGCCGAGGGUACAAGUGAAGGGAUGGAGACCGAUGAAAUGCAAGCCUGCACGCUAGCUUUCCCUGGCCCUCCAGCACCUCCAAAGGUUGUCAGCGCCUACGACGACUGCGUCAACAUUUCCUGGGCUUCUCCGAGUAAGACGGGAGGUUGCCGUAUCCUGGGCUAUAUUUUAGAGAAACGCAAGAGGGGGAGUAAUCUGUGGACCGUUGUGAAUGCCAUGGACAAACUCAUAAAAGAGAAGAAAUAUGUAGUGAAAGAUGUCGUGGCAAGAAUGGAAUAUGAAUUCAGAGUCGCUGCAGUAAACCUCUCGGGAUUUGGUGAAUUCAGCAGCCCCUCAGAGUUUGUUUUCGCACGGGACCCAAAGAAGCCUCCUGGUAGAGUCACAAACCUGAAGGUGACCGAUACUUCCUACACCCACUUGGUCCUGACCUGGACCAAACCGGAGGAUAAACCACAGAUACAGGAUGAAGCGAUGGGAUACUUUGUUGAGAUCCGACCGGCAGACUGCAUCGAAUGGUCCCGCUGCAACACCACGCUCAUUAUCACGACUUCCUAUAGUGCGAAAGGCCUCAAGUCCAUGAACGUGUACUGGGUGAGAGUAAUUGGGGCGAAUGACGGAGGAGAGGGCGCCCCCGAGGAGCUGGCCAACUAUGUCCUUACAAUGCCCCCCCCUGUGAGGCCAAAGUUCACGAAGCACAAGAUGAAGAGCUUCAUGGUGGUGAGGGAAGGGAACUCUGUUCGGAUCACAGUGAACUUUGAGGCCUCCCCUCGGGCACAUGUCAUGUGGGUGAAGGACAACGUGCCAGUGGCCAAACGGGUCACAAUCAGUAACUCUGACGGCUCAUCCCAGCUGCUGAUCCCCUCGUCCGAACGCACCGAUUCGGGCAUCUACUCCAUUUUGGUGAAAAACCUCGCAGGACAGGAGACAUUCAGCACAGAGGUCAGGCUUCACACUGCGCCCAGAGGCUACGGGUGCAACAUGAGCUGCGCGGUGAAGGGAAACCCCAGACCUCGCAUCACGUGGUAUCGCAACCACAUCAGCCUCAACACCAACACCAACUAUUUCAUCUCCAACACCUGCGGAGUUUGCUCCAUGUUGAUUCUCCGCGUAGGCCCCAAAGACACGGGGGAGUACACUGUCUCCGCGGAGAGCGCCCUCAGACGGGCCGAGUGCUCCACCGUCCUCAGUGUCAGAGAGUGA